Messenger RNA from Trichomycterus rosablanca, 2426 nucleotides. RefSeq names its product YTH N6-methyladenosine RNA binding protein F3 (gene ythdf3). The record is from RefSeq and is a predicted model, not a curated record. Lineage: Eukaryota; Metazoa; Chordata; Actinopteri; Siluriformes; Trichomycteridae. The coding region runs from base 387 to 2201 and encodes 604 amino acids. The transcript is spliced from 5 exons. Gene Ontology annotation, biological process: mRNA destabilization. Gene Ontology annotation, molecular function: mRNA binding; N6-methyladenosine-containing RNA reader activity. Gene Ontology annotation, cellular component: cytoplasm.
GCGGAAGGUCAGCGCAGAAGCGGAAGUGAGAGCUCGAACCCAUCCGCCAUUGUGGCACGGAGCAGCGGUGGAUGUGAUCAGAGAUCGGAAAGAGAGAGAAGCCCCUCGCCCGCCGAACGCUCAUCUCCCGAGUACGGUGCUCCACAGGCCAGCGAUUAUAACCCCCCUCCUGGCCCGGCUCGAGACUGCCGCUCCGGAUCAGCCGCGAUCCCAUCGCCACAGAGAGUGAGAGGAGCUGAGCGGUGUGUGGUGAAGCUCCAGUGCAGUGAGUAUAGCAGAGUAGGACUGUAGUACUUCCAUUAAUACUAAUAAGCUGAGUGUAGUGUGGUGUAGUCCUGCCUCCGCCUCCACCGCCGCCGCGACCACUCCCGCUGCUGGAGAGGAGAAUGUCCGCCACCACUGUGGAUCAGAGACCCAAAGGCCAAGGAAAUAAAGUGCAAAACGGUUCGAUGCACCAGAAGGACGCUGUGAAUGAUGACGACUUUGAGAACUACUUAAGCAGCCAGACAAAUCAGAGUAACAGCUACCCACCAAUGUCUGACCCCUACAUGCCCAGCUACUAUGCCCCGUCCAUCGGAUUCCCUUACUCUCUGGGUGAAGCUGCAUGGUCGACUGCGGGUGACCCUCCGAUGCCCUACUUGACCACCUACGGACAGAUGAGCAACGGCGAGCAUCAUUUCAUCCCGGACGGUGUGUUCAGCCAGCCCGGGGCCCUGGGCAACACGCCGCCCUUUCUCAGCCAACACGGAUUUAACUUCUUUCCCGGCAAUGCGGACUAUUCCACCUGGGGGACCAGCGGGUCGCAGGGUCAGUCCACCCAGAGCUCGGCGUACAGCAGUAGUUACGGCUACGCCCCUAGCUCGUUAGGCAGGGCCAUAGCGGACGGACAGGGUGGCUUCGGGAGCGACACGCAGCUGAGCAAGGUGCCACCGCUGGGCGGCCUGGAUCAGAGCAUGACCGGGCUCAAGCUUAGCUCUGACAUGGCAGCCGUCACCAAAACCGUAGGUUCUCCUUUGGGAGGUACGGCUGGUAUGAGCAGCAUGGCGGCCAACAGCAUGGCACCGGUUAGCUCUUCGGUUCUCAAGCCUUCGUCCUGGGCGGCGAUAGCCAGGAAACCGGCUAAACCUCAGCCCAAGCUCAAGCUUAAGACCAAUCCAGGUAUGGGCGGCGGUGUCGGCAUCCCUCCUCCCCCUAUAAAGCAUAACAUGAACAUUGGUACCUGGGAUGACAAAGGUGGCAUUACCAAGCCACCCCUUGCUCAGCAGAUGUUGCCCCCUCAGCCGUUGGUGCAACCGCAGAUUUUAGCCCCGCCUCAGCCCCUGUUGACUCAUCAACCUCAACCCCAGCAGCUCCAUCUUCAAUCCCCUCAACCCCAGCAUCAUCAACAGCUUCCUCUGGGUCCGCCGCAUCCCCUGCAGCACCACCCAUCCCAUUCCGCCCCACCUCAUCCCCAGCAUCCCCAGCAUCCCCUGCCCCAGCAGAACGCACCACUCCAGAACCGUUGGAUCGCCCCGAGGAACCGUGCUGCCACUUUCAACCACGGUGGAGGCCAGGAGAACUUCGGCCUGGGCCCCGGCGUGCCUCUGAGCGUCUCGCUCUCCGCCCCGGGCGAGCUCCACCCGGUGCUGGAGAAGCUCAGGGCGCUCAACUGCUACAACCCCAAAGACUUCGAGUGCAACGUGAAGAACGGGCGCGUGUUCAUCAUCAAGAGCUACUCGGAGGACGACAUCCACCGUUCCAUCAAGUACUCCAUCUGGUGCAGCACGGAGCACGGCAACAAACGCCUGGACGCCGCGUUCCGCUCGCUGGCCGCCAAGGGCCCGCUCUACCUGCUCUUCAGCGUCAACGGGAGCGGGCACUUCUGCGGCGUGGCCGAGAUGAAGUCGCCCGUGGACUACAACGCCUACGCCGGCGUCUGGUCUCAGGAUAAGUGGAAGGGCAAGUUCGAGGUCAAGUGGAUCUUCGUGAAGGACGUGCCCAACAACCAGCUGCGCCACAUCCGCCUGGAGAACAACGACAACAAGCCGGUCACCAACUCCAGGGACACUCAGGAGGUGCCUCUGGAAAAGGCCAAGCAAGUGCUUAAGAUUAUCGCCACCUUCAAGCAUACCACCUCCAUUUUUGAUGAUUUUGCACAUUAUGAAAAGCGGCAGGAGGAAGAGGAAGCCAUGCGAAGGGAGCGAACUCGAACUAAACAGUAACCUCGCCGAGGCCUUUGUGUUCGAACUUCAACACUAAUAAUAACAACGUAGAACCUUGAAUAUUGCCUAACCACAGAAGAAGAACUGUUUCGGAUCUAUUUUCUGCUGAAGAUUAUGUACGGACACUUAACGUCGACUUUCGAUGCACCUGCCCUUACUCGCGAGUCUCUCCUUAGGGGGGGAAAUAAAAUAAAAACAAGCAAGUUGCUCCUCACGUAAACUGUA